AGGGCUCUUAUAAAUAGAGGCGGAGCGCACAUCUGCCGCACAACGAGGCGUGGUCGCGCAGUCGGUCGCAGGUGGACAGUCAAGACAAGCAGCUGCACGCGCACAGGAGAGCGGUCAACAUGCCACAGUGUCCGAACUGCAAGAAGGACGUUUUCUUCGCCGAGCGGGUCACAUCACUGGGCAAGGACUGGCACAGGCCCUGCCUCAAGUGUGAGAAAUGCCACAAGACGCUGUCUCCAGGCUCCCAUGCAGAGCAUGAGGGCAAGCCGUACUGCAACAACCCCUGCUACGGCGCCAUGUUUGGACCCAAAGGGUUCGGACGCGGCGGAACCGAGAGCCACUCGUAUAAAUAGAGAGGUUCUGGGCUGCGGCUCCACGAAUCGGGCAGAACCCAGCGGUUCCAGUAAAAACCAGCAGACAAACUGUGCUCUGACCCACAGGCGGCAUUUUGUGUGCAUGCGUUUUUAUUCUUGUUUUGUUCCUGAAGAUGAAUGUGCAUUCCCAUGACUUAGUAAUGAAGUGGUUGUCCUCUGGUCUCCUCCUGUUCUUAAGGUGGACACUGAGAUUAAACACGAUUUAAGAUUUGAGUCUUGUCUAAAUAAAAAAACGGCUUUAAUUAAACUUCUGGCUUCAGUUGA
This is a messenger RNA of Betta splendens (Siamese fighting fish), 638 nucleotides long. It is a transcript of the gene crip1, whose product is annotated as cysteine-rich protein 1. The transcript has 5 exons. Gene Ontology annotation, biological process: regulation of gene expression; intrinsic apoptotic signaling pathway in response to DNA damage. The coding region runs from base 120 to 353 and encodes 77 amino acids. The record is from RefSeq and is a predicted model, not a curated record. Gene Ontology annotation, molecular function: zinc ion binding. Lineage: Eukaryota; Metazoa; Chordata; Actinopteri; Anabantiformes; Osphronemidae.